AUGCAUGUAUACGGUGAAUGCUUGAGAAAGGCGUAUUGUCCAGAAAAUGAGGUAACGGUUCUCCUGAGACCGGAAAGUCGAACGAAACCGCCAUUGCUUUGUUUGAAUAAUAAGAGAUUAUUCGAUAGUUCAAAAUUGGUUAGAGGAUUAAAUAUCGCUAUUUUGAACAGUGACAAAAACGUGGUCGGUGUACAUUAUUUAAGCGUUCAAGAUAGUGAUUUUUCUGUUAUAAAGCUAUUGGCACAAGUACAUAGUCAUGAAAUUAUUGUAGGAACUUCAUAUGGUGAUAUUUCAUCAAAGAUAUCAGCUGAAACACGGCAGUUGUUGCGCUUAUUCGGUUUAUCACUUGUACAGUACAAAGCAGAGAGCAGCAUACUUUUUGUGGGACAGUUAGGCCUAUCGGUUGCAGCAGCUUUUGAAAAGGUUGUUUCACUGGAAAUAGUAGAACCGAAAUAUUAUGUCAGAUGUUUGAAGGCACCGAUGGGUGAAUUGUCAAAUGUUACGAUACGAGUACCUGAAGCACACCAUAUUGAUGAGCAUAUUGUUGCUCAACUAUCAGUUGUAAAAGGACAGAAAAUGAAUGUGAAAUUAGGUGCAGAAUUACCGAAUUGUGGUCACCCAAAGAACUGUCCGGAAGAUGAAAUUCCGAUGCUUUUUUAUUCAGGAAAGGACAAAGAUGAUGCACCUCAGUUGUGUGUUAAUGGAAGAUUAAUAAUGGACCGAGAUUUAAAUUCUGCUGGUCGUGGACUGAAUUUGGUUGUAUUAGAUUCUAAAACUCACCAAGUAAUGCGUACUGGGCACUAUGAUACUUACCUUGAAGAUAGCUCGGCACUAGUUUUAUUUUUGGAGCAACUGUCACCCGGAGAAAUUGUAGCUGUAGUCAGUUUUGAUGAGGCAUCGAAUAGCUUGUCAGACAUGGCAAAACAUAUUUUCUACGAGUUAGGCUCAAGCCUCAUAUAUCGAUUGAAAUUCCGUGCUUCAUGGUAUUUCAUUGGCCAGAAAGGAAUAGAUGGUUACACACCAUUCGAGGAUAUGAAUUUACCAUCUGGCAACGACUGGGCUAAACCGAUUAGACAAACCAUUUGUGUACCCUCAGUGUUGGAUGGACUCAAAACAGUAAAAAAUCGUUUGCCAAAGGCACAAAACAUGCUCCGGAGACAUUUUUGUUCCCGGUAUGAUGGUUAUGAAGACUUUUGUGACGAAAGCCGUAUCGAUGUUCCAUUAGUACCACGCAGUGGUCAAAUUCAUUUGUCGUCCACCGAUCCCAUUUAUUCGAUCCCAAUAUUACUUGCUGGAGGUUUGAAUAUGAAUAAUAUACGUCUAUGCUUGGAAAGCAUUUACGAUCAAGACGGUAUUAAUCCGCAAAACGUUGUUGUUGCUUUUGAUUCUAUUUAUGGUGAAAUAUCGGAUCUGAGUGCACUAUUUCAUGUUAGAGCUUUGCCAAUCAACAACUCUGCUUCUUACAACGAUUUCGUGCUAAAAGGCAUUGAUCAUAUAAUGACGCUGUUCCCAUAUGCACCAUGUCUAAUUGUUAUUGAAGAAGACAUGAUUUUGUUGCCUGUUGUUAGAAGUCGUGAUAUGGAUCUUUCGUUCGUAUAUCGUAUCGAAAGUGGUGCUGCAGCUGGUGCUUAUAUGGUUAAAAAGUCAUUUCACGAUAAAUUUCUAAAAAAUCGGCAGUGUUGUGAAAGAACGAAAUUUGGUUGGUUGUUUUCUGCUGUUGCAUAUAUAGCCGCUGUAUCUCGUGUUGAACAUAUCAAAACAUUUGAUUUGAUUGCGUUAACAGAAGACGGUGUCUCAUCAGUGGAAUCACCCGGAAAUAGUAGUAGUAAUCUGUUGAAUGGCGAUGAAAAAAUCCAAAAUGCAGAUCGAUUAAGUGAAGAGACUUAUGACGCAGAAUUGGGAAAAAUCAUUGAUAAUGGCUGGAAAUUUUAUGUGAAGGGUUAUGUUAGUUGUCACGAUGAUAUGUUCAGUGCACGUGGUGGGGUAGAUUCCAGUACUGCUACUGAUCCUGCCGUCAUUAUUGUAUAUGAUGAAAGUACAGAUGCAUUGUCACAAUUAGCUCAAUGUUUUCAUUUGCAUAUUAUGAAGAAUUAUCCAUUAGGUUCAUAUAAAGGGACCAUACGAAUCUCAAAUACACAUACAUCGUACGUGCUGGUUGCAAGUAGUAGCCCCUUUCUUGAAACCAAAUCACAAAAUCUCAAUUCGACAUCUCAGUCUUUAUAA
Loa loa (African eye worm) is the source of this 2223-nucleotide messenger RNA. RefSeq lists its product as hypothetical. The coding region runs from base 1 to 2223 and encodes 740 amino acids. The transcript is spliced from 20 exons. NCBI's taxonomy places the organism in Eukaryota, Metazoa, Nematoda, Chromadorea, Rhabditida, Onchocercidae. The record is from RefSeq and is a predicted model, not a curated record.